UCCUGGAGGAGGAGGGAGAGGGAGGGGGACACUGAUGUGAUGAUUGAUCCUGUCAUCAGAAUCACAUGGUUUCUGUUCUAAGGAGGAGAAAAUGAGAGGGGGACAAGAUAGACAGGGAGAGAGAGCAGACAGAGUGGUAGAGAAGGAGAGGAGAGAUAGAGAGUCCUGAACUGACUGGAGGAGCCGCUGGGAAAACCUCCACUGUAACCUGCUUGCUUUCUGGCUUCCUUGUGGUUUGGUUCUCAUUGUGUACAACAGAAGGUUCUUUGUUCUGGUUCUUGUAGUUUAGGACAGAAGGUUCUGGUUAUUGGUUAUCAUGGUGUAGGAUAGGAGGCUGUUGGAUCUCCUUCUUGAGGUGUAGUACAGAAGGCUCUGGUUCCAGACUGUGAUUGUGUAGAGCAGAAGGAUCGGGUUCCUGACUGUGAUCGUAUAGAGCAGAAGGUUCUGGAUCCUGACUGUGAUCGUGUAGGACAGGAGUUUCUGGUGUUUCUGUUCUUCAGCUGAAUGGACGCUACAGACAGUCCUGCAACACGCCGAAGGAAGGCAAAGGGGAUGUUUGGUCUGAAGGUGAAGAAGAAGAAGAAGGUGAACACUGUCCUGGUGCUGACCAAUGAGGGGGCCUUAGAUGUAGAAACAGCCUCCAGUUCUUCAGCUCCUUUUGAGGAGGAGGGGAGGACAAAGGAGGAGGUGCCAGGCGUCUCCCCCAAUCCUCCUCCCCCACACCCACCCUCCACCAAGAGGUGUCCUCUGAACACUCAAAUCCAGAAAGAAGACAGCAAGCCGCAGAGCUUCCAGGUGGCUGUUAACAUCACUGAGGCUAGGCAGCUGGUGGGUGAGAAUAUGGACCCCAGCGUGGUCAUCGAGAUCGGAGACGAGAGGAAACAGACGUCCGUUAAAGAGGGAACCAACGCCCCCUUCUUCAACGAGUACUUUGUGUUUGACUUCUUCGCCCAUCAAGAGCUGUUCUUCGACAAGGUCAUCCGGCUAUCAGUGGUCCAUUCCAAGAUGUUAAGGAGUUUUUCUGUUGGGACCUUUAAGCUUGACGUGGGCACAGUUUAUCGGCAGCCAGGUCACCAGUUCACCAAUAAGUGGGCGGUGCUUACUGACCCGAGUAACCUCGGCAUAGGGGUCAAAGGUUACGUGAAGUGUGACAUCAGCGUGUCAGGGAAGGGCGAUACCACGCCCCCUGGACAGAAGGCCAGCGAUGCAGAGGAAGUGAUCGAGAAGAACCUGCUGCUCCCAGAGGGUCUGCCGGGGGAGCGGCCCUUGGCCCGCUUCUACGUCCGGGUCUUCAGGGCAGAAGGCCUUCCCCGCAACAACUCCAGCAUCAUGGCCAACGUGACCAAGGCCUUCAUCGGAGACGCCACGGCGCUCAUCGACCCCUACGUGGUGGUCAGCUUUUUCAGGCAGACCGGCCGCACGUCCACCCAGAAGUCAACGGCGGACCCUGUGUGGAACGAACAGAUCGUCUUCAGGGAGAUGUUCCCUCCGCUCUGUCAGAGGAUGAAGAUCCAGGUCUGGGAUGAGGGCAGUAUGAAUGACGUUGCUAUAGGAACCCACUACAUCGACCUGAGACGCAUAUCCAAUGAACAGGAUGGAGACAAAGGUUUCCUGCCUACCUUCGGUCCGGCUUGGAUCAAUCUGUAUGGAUCUGCCCGUAACUUCUCAUUGGUUGACGACAAUCCCGAGCUUAACGAAGGCAUAGGAGAGGGCGUGUCUUACAGGGGGCGUGUCUACCUGGAGCUGGCAGUAGAGAUCCUGGCGGGGGGGACGGGCUCGGAGCCCAAACUCAGCCGAUUGGUCAAACCAAAAGAGUCCAAGGGGGGGAAGAGCGGGGGCAAGGAGGUCAAGACUACUGCAGGUGGAGCAGGAGGAGCAGGAGGAGGGGGGGCUGAGGAGGACAAGGGGAAGGCAGAGGUCUUACCUGCAGAGCCCCCGCCACAGCUGAACGAGGAGGACAAAGAAAGCUUCCUGCUCUUCGGUUGCGUGUUUGAGGCCACGCUCAUCGACAGGAAGAUUGGAGACAAGCCAAUCAGCUUUGAGCUUUCCGUCGGUAACCACGGCAAUGUGCUGGAGAACCCCUGCCCGUCGGGUGGGGGCUCCGGGGGCAGCAGGAGGUCUCUCCCGGAGAACCCGGACAGGCUGGCCCCCUCUCCCUCCUCCUCCUCCCCCCUCCUGACUGGGGGGACCCCUGACUCCUAUCGCAGGUCUGCGCUGGGUGGAUGCACCCCUGAUUUUCCAAGGAAGUCUCUGCUAGCUGGGGUGACCCCAGACCCCCCGAGGAGGUGUUCUCCACAGACCCAGACCGACUCCUGCACACCUGCAGAGAAACCCCUCCUUGCCCAGGGAAGCAAGUUCUACCUGCAUCUGCCUCUGAGCCAGAAGCCGUGUGUGCAGGUGGUCAGUCUCUGGGAGGACAGAACCUACCGCCUGUUCACCUCCAACCUGCUGGAGAACAUUGCUCUGCACCUGGAAAAGGGCGUGACCGAAGCAGCAGAGCUGAACAAGAAGUCAGAUCCGGGGGCGGAGCAAAUCCUCAAGAUUGUUCUCCAAGGCUUUUGUUUCGAUGCCAGGAAGUUCAUUGUGACAGUGCAGAGCAAGUUGAAAAUGGAGUUGAAGAGAAAUCACCUGACUCAACUGGACAGGAAACGACUCACGAUGUGUAAACAGGAACUGGAAGGUAUUAUUGCAGAGGUGGAGGUGAUGACCGAGAGGAAGAGGAACUCAUCAGGGAUAAAAGGUCUGCUGCAGGAGGCCACCAAGCUGUGCAGGCAAAUCCAGUUCCUGGUGGAGGAGCCUCAGCACACACUGCCAGAUGUGUUUGUGUGGUUGCUAAGCAACAACAAGCGAGUGGCCUACAGCCGCCUUAGGGCCAGAGACCUCCUGUUCUCAGGCAACCCUGAAGAGAGAGGGAGGGACUGUGGCAAGAUACACACUCUGUUCCUCAAGUCCCCAGGUAAGCGUUUGGCUCCCUGGUCGGUCCUAGCUAAGCUGGAUGUGUACCUUUGGCUGGGCAGCUGCAGUGAGUCUGGACACCUGCUGGAGGACCUCCCUGCAGGGUUCAACCCCAUCACAGAGGGCUGGGACCCGCUGGGACCCCCCACGCACCUAGUACCUGCAGGCCAGCAUGAGUUCCAGCUGCGAUGCCACAUGUACCAGGCCAGAGGGCUCAUCGCCGCAGACACCUCUGGCCUGUCUGACCCCUUUGCCAGGGUCACCUGUCUGUCCACCUGUCUCACUACUAACAUCAUCAACCAGACCCUGAGUCCUACCUGGAACCAGUGUUUGGUGAUGGAUCGACUGCUUCUGUCUGGAGACCUGAAGCUCAUCCAGCAGGAACCGCCUCGCAUCGUCAUCGAGGUGUACGACGACGACGCCCUGGGUAAGGCAGAAUACCUGGGGUCCACAGUAGCGGUGGCGGAGGUGUCCCUGCGGAGGCAUGGACCCUACAGCGCUCCCAAGCUGCAGUACAGCAGACUGCAUCACGGCUCCCAGGAUGGAGGAGAGCUGCUCGCUGCCUUCGAACUGCUGGAGAUCCCAGAGUCUGGGGAGGAAUGGCUUCCUCCGCUAGAGGAAGUGGGCGGAAUCUAUCGUGUGCCGGCUAAUGUCUGCCCUGUCCUCAGCCACUAUCGCCUGGAGGUUCUGUUUUGGGGUUUGCGUGAGCUGAGGAAAGUUCAGUUGCUAUCUGUUGAUCGGCCUCAGGUCUUCAUAGAGUGUGCAGGUAAAACACUGCGAUCCUCUGUGAUCCAGAGUUACAAGUCCAGUCCCAACUUCACCACCUUGGUGGACACCAUCAGGCUGGAGCUACCAGAGAACGAGCUCCUCCACCCUCCUCUCUCCAUCAGUGUGGUGGACUGGCGUGCAUUCGGUCGCAGCACUCUGGUGGGAAACCACAUCAUCAACAACCUUACCUUCUAUAAAUACACCCCAGCGCCGCCCUCCCCCACCUCCCUCCGAGGGCCUCCCGGCCCCGCCUCCCUUAGGGCCCCCCCCGGCCCUGCCUCCCCACAGGCCCCCCCUGGCCCCACACCCUCCCCUGAACCCCUGCCAGAAGUGUUGCAGCAGGGCUCAGAGACCGGCUCUACUGUACCGACCAUUCAGGACGUCCUGAUCACUGUAGAGGAGGAAGCCCCUCCUCCCACCCUGGCCACUGCCAGGACAGAAGCUUCUCUCAAGAAGAAAAAAAGCUUCCGCUCCUCCAAGCGUAAGAAGAGAACCAUCGCUGAUGAGUCGGCUGAGAACGUCAUCGACUGGUGGUCCAAAUACUACGCCUCUGUUGAGCGACUGGAGCAGUCAAGACAGAAAGAAGUUCAUCCCUUCCCCCAGGUGUUUGAUAAAGCUUCUUCUUUCCAGAAUCUUCUGAGUGACAGCGUCGCUGGUUUGGUCAGCAGCCAAUCAGAUACAGAGAAGAAGCAGAAAACAAAAGGAGCGCUGACCCCAACCAAACUAGCUACACUACUGCUGUAUGAUAAGGAGCUGGAGGUGGUGUUCGGUCCGUUCGAUGACUGGGUGACCUCGUUUGACCUCUACCGGGGCAAGGCCAAUGACUCUGAUGGCUCCAAUGACCAGAGAUUUGUGGGGAAGUUCAAGGCCCGGUUCUUUCUGAUCAAGCUGGACCAGGAUGAGGAAGAGGAGGAGGACCUUGGUCAGUUACGGGUCAACCGAGGAAUCCCCCCGAACGGACCCGCCAAGGUCCUGAUCCGGGUCUACGUUGUCUCGGCAUCAAACCUGCACCCUGCGGACGCGGACGGGAAGUCAGACCCAUACAUAGUCCUCCGCCUGGGGAGGAAGGAGAUCAAGGACAGAGAGAACUACAUCCCCAAGCAGCUCAACCCCGUGUUCGGGAGGUCGUUUGAGUUCCAGGCGGUCUUCCCCCAGGAUUCAGUCCUAUCAGUGCUGAUCUACGACUAUGACAUGGUGGGAGGAGACGAUCUGAUUGGAGAGACCAGGAUCGACCUGGAGAACCGAUUCUAUAGCCGUCACCGAGCGACCUGUGGCCUGCCCAGCGAAUACAGCCUGGCGGGCUACAACGCCUGGAGAGACAGUCUGAAGCCCUCUGAGUUGCUGGCUAAGCUGUGCAGAGACAGCCAUCUGGAGGAGCCUCUGUUCAGACCCGGCAGGAUCACAGUGGGGGACAAGGUCUUCACCGGCAAGACCGUCUUCAUGGACGAAGACGUCCCAGUGGAGUCCUACGAGCACCUGUCUCUGAAGAUCCUGCACCGCUGGGGGGAGAUGCCCUCAGGCUGCAGGCUGGUCCCGGAGCAUAUCGAGACCCGGACCCUGUUCAACAAGGCCAGACCCGGCCUAGACCAGGGUCAAGUCCAGAUGUGGGUAGAUAUGUAUCCUGUGGAUCUUCCUCAUCCUGGACCCUCAGUGGACAUCUCUCCACGCAAGCCCAAAGGGUAUGAGCUGCGUAUCAUCAUCUGGAACACUGAGGAUGUGGUUCUGGAGGACACUAACUUCUUGACGGGACAGCAGUCCAGCGACAUCUACAUCAAAGGAUGGCUGAAGGGUCUGGAGGAGGACAGACAGGAGACAGACGUUCACUACAACUCUCUGACUGGAGAAGGAAACUUCAACUGGCGCUUCGUGUUCCCCUUCCAUUACCUCCCCGCUGAGAAGGUGCUGGUGAUCUCCAAGCGGAGCAGUAUCUUCUCUCUGGACUGUUCUGAACAGAAGCUGCCGGCCGUUCUGGUUCUCCAGGUCUGGGACUUCGAGAGGCUGUCCUCAGAUGACUUCCUAGGCUCGGUGGAGCUGGACCUCCACUCCUUCCCCAGGGGGGGUAAGUCGUCUAAGAGCUGCAGGCAAGAGGCGCUGCAGGAGGCAGGGGACCGCAUCUCCAUCUUCCAGCAGAAGAGAUCCAGGGGCUGGUGGCCCUUAGAGAAGGCUGGGGAACUCACCGGUAAGGUGGAGGCGGAGUUUCACCUGGUGACAUCAGAGGAGGCCGAGAAUCACCCGAUUGGUCGAGCCCGCAAGGAACCAGAACCUCUGGAUAAACCAAACCGUCCAGACACAUCUUUCUCGUGGUUUGUGAAUCCCUUCAAGUGCUUCUUCCACCUCAUCUGGCGGAACUACAAGAAGUACAUCAUCGCCGCCCUCAUCCUCCUCAUCACUGCCCUCUUCCUUGCCCUGAUCCUCUACACGCUGCCAGGUGCCAUCUCCCAGAAGAUGGUCAAUGGAUAACACACAAUUUAUAGUAUCCACAUUAUCAGUUAGUUGUCUUCUAUAACUGUAUGUUUAGUUGAAUAUGUGCUCUAGCCAUUACCACUGCUGCAACAAAGAGAACAUGCUUAUACUGUUAGUUGACAGCCUAAUUAAAGGAUAACCUGAUGCUACAUGAUACUACUGUUGGUUUGUAGCCUGAAUUAAGCUAACAUGCUAAUACUGCAAGUGUAUAGCUUGGUAAAAGCUAACAUGCUAAAACUGGUGGUAUAUCUAGUAGGAGAGUAUUUAAAGAGCAAGUAAACCGAAUGUUUCAGUUGGAAUUAAAACACACAGCAACUUUGUGAUAUUUCUUAGAGCCAUUGUAGUGUAUGAGGGUUAAAAUAAGAGAUGUUGUAUUUAGGUGGUAGGUGUUGUACUAUAAGUGUCCAAUAUUUAAUCCUCACUAGGACGCAGACAUUAAAAUAAACAGCUGCUUAGGUAGAGUUCCACACAUCCACUCACAACAUGGCCUUAUACUAUUGGUGUCCGAGAAGCUUAACCAGUGUUAACAAAAAAAUCACAAGAAGUCGCUAUUGGUUUUCUGAAAAGUCGCUAGAACGUGCUAGUUUGCAGUGUCGUGAUGUGUACACUAACACGUACUCAGGUAUAAAAUGCAAUGUUCACAAUAAUAUCACCACGUUUAAAGCAAUUGAUUUUUGAAUUUUUGGGACACUGGCUCUUUAAUGAUUCACUUUAUUUUCCUAUUUCUAUCCUCUCAAUAUUUAUUUGAUGAAUUAUGUUAACAUACCCAUAGCUGUAGAUAGCAGUUUGAAUCAAAAAAUUAUACUUAAUAAUUGUUAGAAGCAGCAAUUCUUGACAUCUGUGAUAUUUAGUAGUGAUUUUUUAAAUUUAAAACAAGAACCAUUAUCUAUUUCCACAUCGGGUUUCUAGGAUUGAAAUACUAUGAAUAUCAAAUAAUGAACCAGACCCAGAGUUAACCUUCGUUUUUCAUCAUUUUAACAGUCAUUACAUUUGGUUGCAUGUCGAUGACAUCAUACAACCCUUACCAGCGAUCAUCCGGGUAAACAGGCAAACACACAAUCCACACUUCACUAGCCAGACCCUGACCCAUGUCAGCAGGACCCUGACCCAUGUGUCAGGGGCAGGGUUGGAAUUUCACGACGGCCAUGGCCGUCGUUGCCCCGCACUUUGGCCUUGAUGCCCUUCUGAAAAUCGUAUGCCCAUCGGCCACUGUGGCCUCGGUGCCCCUCGCUCUGCCCGUUUUGUUUAUUUCUUUCCCCCCUGCCUCUGCCCUCUCCUGUCAAGUCCGCCCCGACAACGGAAUGUUAGUACAUGUACUUGAUUUGUCACAACAGUAACGUAAUCAACAAGUGUGACCAAUAAAAUGCAAGCGUUAAAGGUCCCAUGGCAUGCUACUUUAUGGAUGCUUUAAUAUAGAUAUUAGUAGGCCCCAAACACAGUAUUUGAAGACGUUCCCGAUAUUCAGCCGUGGUGCAGAAUUACAGCCACUACAAGCCAGUCGCACAUUGAGCUUUCCCCAAUUGUGCCAUUUCGGUGUAUGCAGCUUUAAUGCAAAUGAGGAGGAGAGAGGCGGGUCAAGGAGGAGGGUGGGGUGUGGCCCUGAGCAGCUUGCAGUCACGGUACCAUGAGCUGUUUACAGUGGAUGUAUCACAAUGGCGAGGCGCAAACAGCCUUUAGCCGUGUACUGUAAAUAUUGUAGAACCCACGGGAGUCCUGGAGCUCCAUAUCUAAAUAAUAUCAUAUUAUUAGGGGUGUGAAUCUUUGGCUUCAGACGAUUCGAUUAACGAUUCAGUAGUUGGCGAUUCGAUUCAAGGACAAUUUUUUUUUUUUGGAACGAUUCGAUUCGAUUCGAUUCUGUAAACCACGAUUCGAUUCAGUAACUUUGAACCAAAAUUCUAUAUCAGUGAAAUAAACAUGCAAUAAUGUGACACCCUGUCAUGGGUAGAUGUGUUGGAGCGUCUUGAACUAGGUGGAAAAUCACUCAGGAGCCGACGAGAAGUUUGGAAAAAGAUGGGAUCUUUUAUUUUCCCCAUUUAAGGCCCAUAAGGCAAUAAAACGAAAAUCAACAAAAAUAAAAAUAUUUUUCACUAAACAAACUGAAUGGGCUUGACUGGACCUUUGUAUUAUUGCUAGAUUUUGGCGUAGCCAAAAUAUACAAAAACUGCAAUAAACAUAAUUACAAAAACUCGGGGUCACUUCCGGUUUACCCGGAAGUUCAGUGAUGUUGCUAGGUACGCGUCCUGCGUCGCUGACGCAUUAAAAUCUGAAAGGACGCACUAAACUCACUAUCCAUGCGUCCCGGGGACGCAUCUCAUUUUCCCCAUGAAAAACGAUACAUUGUGAACAUUAAACAACUCGUGUUUAAUCACAGUAACUGGCCAAAGAAACCUUCUUGUGAGCAGACCGGACAAGCGCUGUUUCAACCCUCUGCGCAUCUACUAGACGUGAUCCCCUGUACGAAGUAUCGCGACAUGCUAAUAUAGCCGCUACCAAAACAACUAGCUCGUCACCGCUGAUUUCAUUUCAACAAUUAAAAAUACGAGUAAAUAAACCCACGUUUCCACCAUUUUGUUUUGAUUUGAAUUCUUGUCAUUUAUUUUGGUGCUAUUUGUGAUGCUACAAAAAUCCUGUUUGAUUUGAAUGUAAUAUGUCAUGCCACUGUGACAGUUCUGCAAUAAACUUUUCAGAUUUUGAAUUUUAUUUGUUUAAUUUCAGAUACAUUUUGAACAUACAUUAAUAUAUCCGUUUAUUAUAACCAUAUCAUACCACCAUCAAGGAGUUUAACACUAUUAAUUUAAUUUAAGAAAUAGAAUAAUAAUAAAAAAGAAACACAUUUUUUAAACUGGGGAGUCGGGACCCAUUGAAUUUCUCGGGGACCCACCCAACUCGCCACCUGUGGGUCCCGGGGACUCACUACAUUGAAAACCUAUCAACAUCACUGAAGUUAUGACGUUAAUUUAAACCCCGUUGACGCGGCACACAUUCCCUAAUACAAAGUCUAGAGAGACGCUGAUAAGACGAACAUUUACGCUGUGUUAACAUGUAACUUUUAAACUAAAUAAACAAACCUGGAAUUUGACAACGACAUACUUGUUUGAAUGGUUAUUGCAACAGAACAGGUGACGUUAAUGGUAAAUGGUAUUAAACAGAACGUUGUAAUGAUGGUACUUGCAAGAUUGUAUUAAACUGCCGUAGCGCGCAUGAUAAAUGACAUGGUUGAUAAAUGAUUUUAAAACAGUAGGAAGGUAACGGAAUACAUAGUCAAACAAGACAAACACACACAGGCAACAUUGACGGAAGCUAUGCGCCCCGUCACACACCCCUUGUAAAUUUUACCAUUAUUCUUUGCGAAGCCAAAAUGCUUCCACACUUUGGAUUUCAAGUUUGCUGGUGCAUUAACAAUCUCGCUGCCGCUCUCUGCCAUGUUUGAAAUGCACCAGUAGAGGGUGAGGGAGAAAAAAAACUCUCGUUGGACUUCCUUGCAAGCUGACUAGCUGAUGACAGAGUUACGGAUUACCGAGCUGCACUUCACAAAAUAAACGUGUAAACUAAGUCUUAAAACCUUAAUCAUAAUAUAUUCAUACGAUUUAAAGCAUCUAUAUCGAUUAUUGGUGAAGCCAAAGCAAUUCAUUCUAUUUAUUUAUUUUAGCAGAUCGAUUUAGUUGAAUCUGUAGGACUGACAAUCGAUUCAUCGAUGCAUCGCAUGAAUCGUUACACCCCUAGUUGAUUCUCAACAAACUAUCAGUCGAUGUUCAACUAAGCAUUAGUAGAGAGGUCUUAGGACUGUCAAAUUAAAGUGAAAACAGUUGAGAACAGUAGACACUCUACAAACUAGUAACAGUACAAAAUAGAGACAAGUUUUGCACUGGAUGACCGCAAAGUGAAAUAAACAACACAUAAGCAGCAUAUCAGAAAAGAAAGCAACUUUAUUAUUUAAAAAAAAAACUAAACUUUAACAGAACUUUUUUUACAAAGGAAGAGUUCAAAGAGUCAAAAGAACCAAGAAUACUAUAAACCGUUUGAACAGAUACAACAAAAACUUUUUUUUCAAAAAUAAAUUAAAACACUCUCCUUUCUCCUCUGUCCAUUUCAGCCUAUGAUCAAUGCCAAGCUCUGCUUCCUAUGUCUGAUAGGAACGCCUUAUGUCCUUGACAAGCCUGCCAAGGACACCUUCUGAAUUUUUCCUCGCUAACCAGUAGGUCCACUCAAUAAAGCAGCGCUGCUCUUUCAAGGCCUUCUCCGACCGAUUCCCCCGCAUUCUACAAAUUUCCUUUUUAUAGGUCUGCCACACUCUCUCGAGGUUCUGGGUAUGGAGUCCUGUCUGAGGGUCAACAUAAUGUUGGCUGUGGUUCACCCUGACAUGCCUGUAGCCCUCUGUGGCGAGACCGGCAUACGCUCUCCACUCAUCACUUACGACGAGACUGUUGCGCUUCACAUGCUUUUUGAUGAUAGGAACAAGGGUCUCCUUAUUUCGUCUCUGCACGAGGCGAAGAAUAGGACGCCUGUCAGACCGUUUGAUUUGGAGCAUUCCAAAGACCCAUGUCCUUUUUCUCCUCCAGCUGUUCCCGAAGCGCCCUCUUCCGUACUGCCAAAACACAAUGUAAAUGUUAUAAAAUAAAUAAUACCCUAGUCAAAUAUAAACAUAAUCAAGAAAACCACUCAAUGUUAUAUUACAGCCAGUGAGAAGUAGGAUGAGUAUGCUAAUUUCCAAAUGAUAUAAAUAAUGGAGUAAUAUAAAAACUUUUGUUUUUUUAAGUUUGGAAUGCAUAUUAUUAUUAGUAUGUGUUGUUGCAUGUCAACAGUGAAUGAGUUGAUAACUCUUUCAUGCAUUGAACUACCUGACAGUUACCUAGAAGUUGCAUUAUUACCUUGAUAUGAUAUAGCCUACGGCCUAAUUUUUGAGUUUAUGCUCUUUUCUUCCUAUUUCUUAUUUCAGCUUGCUCUACCUGAAAAAACUAUAAUGUAGCCCAUGUUUUCUUAAGGUAUAGAUUAGUUAUAGCAAAUAGUAUCAAAACACUCCGAGGCGUCUUCCAUACUUCUUGAAAGAUGCAUACAGCACACAAGUCAUGACCUUGUAACUUUUCAUCGGCCCCUCCAAUAUGCCGAUUUGCAUGUGAAUACAGUACAUAGUGCUAUUUAUUUGAUUAGAUUAACAUCAUCAAGUACUUAAAUUAAUAAUUUAUUUCAACUGGUUAAAACCAUUCCAGGGAAAAUAUUUUGAAUGGUGAGGCUUUAAAUACAAAUUCAGAAAAUUCAGAAAUUAUGUUCAAAGAGCCAAACUUCCACAAUAAUUAAUCUAAAAGUAAAGCUUAAAGAUUUCUCUUGAAGACAAUUGAUAUUUCAACAUUAAGUUUUUCUCUCAGGACCGCAGUCGCUCACUAUCUUCCGAAAAGGACUCAAGACUCACCUGUUCAGAGUUCACCUCGACUCUGCAUAGCCACCUUUCCUCUUCUGACCACCAUUGUACACUGUAUUGUAGUGUAUUGUAUUGUAUUGUAUUGUAUUGUAUUGUAGCACUUAAUAGUAUUGUAUUGUAUUGUAUUGUAUUGUAUUGUAUUGUAGCACUUAACUGUGUAGCAACUGCAGCAGCUGCUAUCAUGUCUGUAAUACAGGGAAUUGAUUAGCCUAGCGAUUGUGGUACUUGCACUUGGUUCUAUGAACAUCCUUUCUGUACCGACAGCGAUAUAUUGAUGCACUUCUUAUGACAAAUGUACUUAUUGUAAGUCGCUUUGGAUAAAAGUGUCUGCUAAAUGCCCUAAAUGUAAAUGUAAAUGUAAUGUUUUUAAUAAAAUCCAAAACAAGAACUGAGGAAAGAUCCGAUUUUUGAGGAGUUGAAAUUGAAUGACCCCAUAUUUAGUGAAGUAUAUUACAAAUAUACCUUGCGCCUAUGGCAGAACUUGCUCUCGUCAAUGUGGACGAUAGCGUUGACUCCACCAAUUUUCUGGCCUUUUUUUUCUCCUGUGCCUUUUAAGGCUUUUUAGGCAAAU
Gadus chalcogrammus (walleye pollock) is the source of this 12173-nucleotide messenger RNA. It is a transcript of the gene fer1l6, whose product is annotated as fer-1 like family member 6. Gene Ontology annotation, cellular component: membrane. The transcript is spliced from 46 exons. Gene Ontology annotation, biological process: plasma membrane organization. Lineage: Eukaryota; Metazoa; Chordata; Actinopteri; Gadiformes; Gadidae. The record is from RefSeq and is a predicted model, not a curated record. The coding region runs from base 505 to 6183 and encodes 1892 amino acids.